Trichoplusia ni (cabbage looper) is the source of this 1228-nucleotide messenger RNA. RefSeq lists its product as uncharacterized. The coding region runs from base 373 to 1173 and encodes 266 amino acids. NCBI's taxonomy places the organism in Eukaryota, Metazoa, Arthropoda, Insecta, Lepidoptera, Noctuidae. The transcript is spliced from 2 exons. The record is from RefSeq and is a predicted model, not a curated record.
UAGAUUGACAUUGACACAGACAAGAUAAUUAUUCACAAUCUGUUAUUACGGUUAUUUACUACAUACUUUAGUUAGCAUAAUAAAGCGCUAUUACAGAUUACUUAGUCCAGUUACUGCUGUAAAGUUUAAUUAUUUAACAGCCCUGUAUGAAAACAACAGUAUUUACUGGAAUCAUUAAAAUACCUGUGAUUUAAUGAUAACAGUCUUAUGGACGUUGUUAGCAAUAUUAAUGUGUUAAUUUUUGAAAUUAUAACUAUUUUCGUUAUUUUUGUCAUUGGGGGUGACCAAACCGACUAGAUUUAAGCAGUGCCUUCAAUUUCGAGAGAACAUGUUUAACAGAUACAUGCCUAUGUGUAUUUCGCAUCAGUAAAAAUGGUAAAACACAAAAGAAACAAUUCAGAGAGUGAUGGUGCAGAUCACAGGGAACAAGUGUUCCGCAUCAGCGUGUGCCUGAAGCAGUUCUUCCAAGACGAGCGCGCGUUGGUGUGCAUGCAAGUGAGCAGCGCGCAGCCCGUGCGCUGGCUGCGCCGCCGCCUGCGCCGCGCCUUCUCGCUGCCGCGAGCAUUGCGGCUGCUCAGCCGCGGCCACCUGCUGCCGCCCGACGAACCGCUGGCAAUACUCGAGCGCGACGAUCUUGUGGCAGUCGUGGCCGCUCCUCAGCACGCUCUCCAUCCUGAUGGCUUAGCCGCUUCCGACCAUAUUGAUGAUUCAGAAAUGGUAGAACUGCCUACAACUCAGGCUAGAGACCGGUCGCCGUCGCCGGGAAUCCCCGACUUGCCCGAUCAGGAAGAUAAUCUUCUGGAAAGAAAGCGAAAAGCUAUCCAGUUGCUGGAUCAGUUCUUUACUGUUGAGGGUCAGAAUGAAGAGCUAGUACUAGAAAGUCCUGUUCAGCGCCCCGCUCGACGGAGGAGGGUGCGACGUCGCCGAAGAACUAUGCGUCCCUUUAUUUCAAAGGAAUUAGUAGAGCAUGACAGUGUUUCAUCUACGCCACCUGAAGAAGUUUUGGACAUGACCGUUGGCACUGCUGAUGAGAAUGAUGAAACGAGGGCUGUUGACGAGACAGUCUUGUCUUGUAACGUCGUCUCUGAUGAUGCCUCCGUCGUGGAAGUUUUACGCAAUAUUUCACCGCCGCGAGCGCCGCGAGUCGUACGCCCUUUAGCCCUUUUGACGUAAUUGACUUAAUACAUAAACUAUAAUUAACAAUAUAAUAAAAUCUGAAUAAACUAAG